AUGCAGGACGAGCUGAAGCUGUCCCUUCCUCUAGAAGCGCUGCCAUGCCCCUUGCUGCGUUUUGUCAUGGAGCUCCAAGACCAGCACCAGCAGCAGGACCAGAGGCAGGCAGAAACAACGGCUCACAGACCGCAAAGAGGCAUGGAAGACAGGGAUUUGACCAACACAGCUGUUUUAGAAAGCUCGCUUACUGUCAGCGUUUCAUCUGCUCAAGCAGCUGUUUUUUCUGAUCCGGCGAUUACUUCUAGUGAUGCUAAUGCUUCCGCUGGAGGUGCGGCUGCUGCUUCUGCUCCUCCUGCUUCCGCUGCUCCUCUCUCACGUGUGGCUGUUGAGGCGUUAUCUCGUCAAGUGGCACGAGCUAUUGCUGCAGACGUGUUUGGGGUUCGCUUCAGGAAAUCAGUUCGAGAAUCGGAGGAGGGGAAGAAGAAACGUGGAAGCAACAACACCGGGGAGGAGUCAAGUGGUCAGGGGGACGGUUCAGCUGAGCAGGUAGCAGUUGAAGCUAUUGAUCAAGACUGGGAGGCGUUCUGGAUGGGUCCGAUGGAUGGUGCAAGUGAUGAGAGCGAUGAGGAGGCGGACGAGGAGGGGGAGGAGGAGGAAGACAAAGGAGAAGCACGAACGGACGCUGGGUCAGAUGCUGGUAAAAGAAAUUUCACGGCGUUGGUUGUCAUUGCCAGGCGUGAUGCCGAUGGCUCCGCCUGUACUGACGCUGCUGGCGGAUCUGGUUCCCACAUGCGCAGCUGCUCUGCCAGGGAUGCGUCACGACAGAACCUUGCUACAGCCAGGGAUGAGACGCAACAGAGCCUUGCUACAGCCAGGGAUGAGACGCAACAGAGCCUUGCUACAGCCAGCGGUGGAGGUGAAGGUAGUGCGAGUGGUGCUGGCAGUGGCAGUGGUGGCGGGAUGCACACACACAGGAGGGUGAGCAGGAGGGCGAGGGUGACUUGGGAGGAGUUUAUCGUUGGUCUGGCGGGAUGCUGCAAGGAAGCUUCGUCAUCAGCUCGCAUGAGAAGGCUGCUGCGAAUCAUGUCUCUCAUUCGUGUGGUGCUCCUUCCGCCGUCCAGCUACUCCCCUUCUUUACAAUCACAAAGCUCACACUCACAGACCUUACAGUCACAGAGCGUAGAGUCACAGAUCUCCAGCUUGGAUCCAAAUGAUGCACACGCCCGCAGUGACGAGCCCAGCAGCCGUUUCCCUGUGAUGCCCUCCAUCCCCUGCGCUCCCUCCGUGCCCCAAGCCCCGCUCUCCACAACAGACAACCUGCAGGGAGAAACUCAAUUGCAGCCGCAGUCGCAGCAACAGCAGCAGCAGCUAGGGGUUGGGGAAGGUGAGAGGAGGGAGGUGCAUGCAUGGCACGUGUGGCUGCUCUUCCUCACGUGCUGGGCGAUGGGGCAGCAGGUGGAGACAUUGGGCCAAGACAAGGCAGGCAAUGGUAUUAAAGUUGGUGAUGGGGGUGCUGAUGGGGGUGCUGAUGGUGAUGGGGAUGGGGAUGGGGAUGGGGAUGGUGGUGGUGGUGCUGAUGCUGAUCUCCCCAAUGUGGCAGCACACACCAGUGGCCAGUCUGCCGUACCUUCAAAUGUGCUCCACAUGCUUCAGAGCCUUGCUCGAGGAGCUGUUUCAGCUGCUGCGAGUGCCACUGAGAGCGCUGCUGCCACGGAUUACACCGCUGCUAUUUCGGUGCCUGCACCACCUGGUGCUGCUACUGAUAGCGGAUCAGCCUAUAACGAGUCUCUGCCUCGCCUGGAGUCAGCCAAGCUCGUGUCAUGGCUGCUGGGUCAGCUCCCUGGUCUCUCCACCCGCCUCUCAGCCUUCGUGCUUCAUCGCUUCGCCACUGCUUUAUGCACGGAUGAUUCCUCUCAUUCAACCACGCAUGAUGCCUGUAAGGCAGCGCCCACGCCCAAAGCCACUGCCCCUGCCGUUCCCAGCGCUGCAUCUUCGCUUCCUCCUGUUACAAGCACAUCUGCUGCUUCCACCAGAGAAACUGAUUCCACCAAUGGGAGCCCAGAAGCCAUGCCACGUGGCGUUGCCUGGGCGCUUGACAUGGCGUUUCCGGACCCUCUCAGUGCAGCAGGUAUGACACGGGUAGGAGCAACAGGGGCGACAGGAGACAAAGAGCCGACAGCGCAUGGUGCAAGGGGGGGCGUGGUGCAUGGUGCACAGCUGCUGUACCGUGCGUCUCUGCAUGGCCGUGGCAUUCGCCGAUUCAUGGCCCAAGCUGAAGGGUAUGGUGGUCCCUGGUUGCUGCUGCUCUCCCUCCGCCACCCGCCCUCCUCUCCCCUUUCCUCCUCCUCCUCCUCCUCCUCCUCCUCCUCCUCCUCCUCCUCCUCCUCCUCCUCCUCCUCCUCCUCCUCCUCCUCCUCCACCUCCCCAUCUCACUGUCACUGCGGGGGUCUCGUCUCUCACUGCACCCGCCUGUGCAUGGCAAAGCAGCCCCCGUGGCUGGUGGGAGUGAUGGCGUCUGCUGCUGUGGCCAAUGCUGAUACCUAUACUGGUGACGCCAGGGGUUGUGCUUUAAUGCAGCUCUCGCCCUCCUUCGCGCUCUACAAGCCCACUGGGGCAGCAGGGGGGAAGGCGAGGGUGUUGGGGAUAGGCGUGGGGGGCAGCAGGGGGAGGGAGCGGGUGUGGGUGGAUGAGGAGUUUCGAUGCGCCAUUGUGAGGCACCAUGCAGUGGAUAAGACCUUUCGUGCAGGUCACCUGCACCCGGACCAGGGCUAUGCGGAGCUGAGUGUGCGUGUAGAGGAUGUGACUGUAUGGGGUCUGGGCGGCAAGGUGGCAGAGGACAAGAGGGUGGCCUUUCAGCAGCGAGAGCAGCUUUUCACGGAGCAGCGGAGAAAGGUGGAUUUGGCCAAGUUUGUGGGCAAGUGGGAGGAUGCGCCUGAGAGGGUCAUGCUGGACAUGGUCACCAACCCCAACAAGCCCUCCAAGGAGGAGCGGUAG
Molecule: messenger RNA, 2937 nt
Organism: Closterium sp. Naga37s-1
Lineage: Eukaryota; Viridiplantae; Streptophyta; Zygnematophyceae; Desmidiales; Closteriaceae
Source: the annotation of a GenBank genome assembly